UCUCCAACAACGACGACGAUCUUUAUUCAUAAGAGACAUAAAAGCUGGAUUUGAAAGAAAAGGCUUUCAUACCUUAUUCUGAUAGCGGUGUAGUUUUCAUCGGAAAAUUUACCAUCGCAUCUUCAAUGAUUGGGGAUUAAUGCGAGAGAGAAGGCUGAUAUUUCAGUGACUAUAACACUGGUCGAACUCAUUGAUUUUGUGAGGAAUAACUGAUAAGUUUUGAAUGAACUGUUACUAGAGGAUAAGAUGGAGAGGUUCAUGAAACUCAGUGUUGUCGUGUUGGUUCUGGCAAUAUGCAUAUUUGCAUUCCUACCGUCAGGUAACUCCCGUACCUAUAAACGAGUGAAGCGCGCCGCGCUUUAUGGAACCUAUUACAGAGCAAGCUACAGCCGUUACUAUUAUAGAGCAAGUUAUUACGGUGGCAGCUAUUAUGGCACUAGGUACAGCGGCGGUGCUUCAAGCCUAACUAUCGGCCUGGUGGUAGGGUCCAUCACUCUCGUUGUCAUCAUUGUCGGGAUAGUGCUCUGCUUGAAAUUCUGCAAGCGUGGGCAACGACAGAAUAGGGUUACUGCAAUUCAAGGUGGAACUGCCAGGCAACCACCCCCAGGGUACGCAGGUCCACCACCCGCGUAUCCAGGAUCGCAGCCACUUUAUCCGAUGCCCACGCAGCCCUAUUCCGUCCAGCCGGGGCCAGCAUACAACCAGGCGCACCCCGCCCCACCGUACCCACCGCCGGCUGUCGCUAAUGGUGCGGUGGACGCCGCAUAUCCCCCUGGUAUUCCACCGAAGUAUUAGAAUAGAGAAACGUGAUUCAUGAAGCAACGACCAACGUGGGGUCAGGACAACAGAAAUGCAAUUUUCACAAGGACUCGCAGUUAUUGAAAUGUACAAUUAUGCGACCAUGACGUCAACAUGUUUGAUAUAGUGUUUUUCAUAUAUCGUUCCGGGCAAAGGUGAUUAUAGUUGAAGUCAGGAAUGUGACCAGAUCUAAACAUUUUACCAAAAGGUGAGUGGCAGGAGUAGCGCAGCCUACCAAGUGCCAACGACAAAAUGUAAAGCGGGUCAACUAUGACACUGACUGCCCAUUGGCUGAGUAACAUUACAAUUUGUGAUGAGAGGUCAGCCAAGUACCUGCUCUGAAAAACACUAUAGCCCGAGUAAAUACUGUUGUUAUUGUCGUAAGUUAAACAUUGUGUAUAUAUACAUGUAUUUUCAUUGAGGUGUUCAUUUCAAAUAAAAACAAACAACAACAAAAACUGAUAA
Lineus longissimus is the source of this 1263-nucleotide messenger RNA. Its product is annotated as protein shisa-5-like. The coding region runs from base 247 to 795 and encodes 182 amino acids. NCBI's taxonomy places the organism in Eukaryota, Metazoa, Nemertea, Pilidiophora, Heteronemertea, Lineidae. The transcript is spliced from 4 exons. The record is from RefSeq and is a predicted model, not a curated record.